Molecule: messenger RNA, 636 nt
Organism: Chenopodium quinoa (quinoa)
Lineage: Eukaryota; Viridiplantae; Streptophyta; Magnoliopsida; Caryophyllales; Amaranthaceae
Product: ATP-dependent DNA helicase PIF1-like
Exons: 2
Coding region: 1-636 (211 amino acids)
Biological process (GO): DNA repair; telomere maintenance
Molecular function (GO): DNA helicase activity
Source: RefSeq, a predicted model, not a curated record
AUGGAGCAUAUUACAACAGGACAACCAAGUGCUUUUUUUGUUGACGAACCUGGUGGGACAGGUAAAACUUACCUGUAUUGUGCACUAUAUGCAGCUACCAGGGCAAUGGGUAAGAUUGUUCUACCAACUGCUACAUCAGGAAAAGCUGCAUCUAAUAUAGUUACUGUUUCAGCCUUUUGUUGUGUUCCCAAGAAGAGUAGCUUAGAUGCUUUGCUAAAAGAAACUUCUUUAAUAAUUUGGGAUGAAGCUUCAAUGGCAAAGAAAGAGAAUAUUGAAGUUGUCGAUGUGCUUCUGCAUGAUCUGUGUUCUCCAUCUAUUCCUUUUGGUGGGAAAGUUGUUGUUUUUGUAGGAGAUUUUAGGCAAGUCCUCCAUGUUGUACCUAGGAAGUCACUGAAUGAAGCUGUUGAAGCAAGUUUAGUGUCUUCAAAUCUUUGGAACCAGUUUCACAGAUUUAGACUCACUGACAAUAUGAGAGCAAGGACAUAUAGCCAGUUUGCUGAUUUUUUACUUGCCAUGGGGAACGGUCAAAUGCAGAAUGCAGAAAUUGCGCAGAUUCAGUUACCACAACAUGUGAUGAUGCCCUUUCAUGAAUCUGAAGAUGAUUUUGAUAGUCUUAUUGACUUUGUUUUUCCAUAA